GAUCCCAUUUGCAUUCACUUGCCGGCUCGUGUGUCGUCUGCGUCCAAAAAACUAAUCAAUCGUUCUCGGCUCGCAGCACCGCCCCAACAAACCCACCCCUUUUUCACCUCGCAAACCAGCUCCCCCGCACACGCGGACGGAUGCGUGGCCGCACCAAAAGGAGCCGGAACUAGCCCCCGCCCGGCAAUGUCGGCGCACCUCCCGCCGCCCCACGGGCCACGCGCCAGCCUCGCUGCCGGGGACCCCAAGAAGACCGACCACGGAGGGGAACCCACGAAGAAGCUCCCCUCCUGCUGCGGUGCCGGGGACCACCAGCACCCCAAGAAGCCCGGCAGCAGCGGCCCCUCCGCCGCGAAGCUCGCUCUCGGGUCCUUCCUCGGCGUCGUCGUCCUCUUCGCCGUCGACGUUUCCCUCACCGGCGCUGGCGCGGACCAGCGGCUGCGCCACCAGUACCAACAUUACCUCGGGGGCGGCGGCGGCGGACGCGCCGAGGGUGCCCCCGCCCCACCUUCUUGGCUCUCCGUGCCGAACCCCUCCAAUUUCACCGGGGACCUGCUCUCCCGGUGGCUCACGCCCGGGGGCUCGCCGUGCCGCGACGCCCGCACGACCAACAUCUCCAUCCCGGUUCUUGACGACGCCGUGACCAAGCUGAGCGCCACCGAGAUUCACGAGUUCACCUUCUGGGCGCUGGACGACACCGGCCUGCGGCGCUGCCUCGGUGGGGAUUUCUUCGAGAUUGAUCUCUCCGGGUCCGCCUGGAAGUCGCGCCCCCCCGUCGUGGACCAUGGCGACGGCUCCUACACCUUCCGCCUCCAGGUUGCGCCCCGCUUCGCCACGGAGGAAUUCCACCUCACUAUCGUCCUCCUCUUCCGGAGCUUCGAGGGUCUCAAGUUCUCCUCCGCAAGGUUCAAGUACCGCGCCGAGCUCCGCCGCAUUCCGCUGUUCUUCAGGCCGGGCAACGCGUCGCUCCCCGCGCUGGAAACUUGCCGCGCCGCCGACUUCGGCCGUGAUGUCUGGUCCGGCCGGUGGACGAGGCUCGCCAAGAACGACAACUGCGAUGACGUGGACGGCGCCGGCCGGUACCGGUGCCUAGAACCGGAGUACCCAUGUGAGGCACCGUGGUGCAACGGUCCAUUGGGCGUGCUGGAGAGCAACGGGUGGGUCUACUCGGCGCACUGCUCGUUCAAGCUCUUCACGGCUGAUGCGGCGUGGCGGUGCCUUGACGGCAAGUGGCUCUUCUUCUGGGGCGAUUCCAACCACGUCGACACCAUCCGGAACCUGCUGACCUUCGUUCUUGGCGUUGAGGACACAUCCGCCGUGACGCGCCGGUUUGACGCGGUGUUCACCAAUCCCAGCGGCCAGGCAGGGACUCUGCGAAUCACAAGCAUCUUCAACGGCCACUGGAACAUGAGCAUGAACUAUCUGGGCCUGCAUUCCCUCCGGCACAAGGGGUUCCGGCAGCUUGUCCGGUCAUACUUCCUGGGCGAUGACCGUGUCCCGGAUGUUGUUAUCCUGAACUCGGGCCUUCACGACGGGUGCUACUGGAGCAGCCUUCGCUCUUACGUGCAGGGCACCGAGUAUGCUGUGCAGUUCUGGGCUGGACUUAUGGCUAAAGUGCGGUCGCGUGGGCUCACUGUGCCGAGGGUGUUCUACCGGACGACAGUUGCGACGGGUGGAUAUGCUCGGGACCUGGCAUUCAAUCCAAAUAAGAUGGAGCUAUUCAAUGGCGUGCUCGUGGAGAAGAUGAGGCAGCACGGGGUGCUCACAGGCGGAGUGAUAGACAACUUCGACAUGACGUUCCCUUGGCACUACGACAACCGUUGUAACGACGGUGUGCACUACGGGCGUGCACCGGCGAAGUUGGUGUGGCGGGAUGGCAAGAUUGGUCACCAGUAUUUCGUGGACCUCAUGCUGGGGCAUGUGCUCCUCAAUGCCAUCUGCAACGGAUGAAUCUCUGCUGGUUCCAUGCUCUGUAAGUUUGUGCAACUCAAUUGUGGAAACUUGAGUAGGAUAGGCGGGGGAGAAUGUGCUUGAUGAGAUGAAAUUGUAGUUUCAGCUCAUGUGUACAACAGAUAUUGGGGGCUUAGCUGAACCAUUUUAUAUGGUGGUGAGACAUAUGAUAGUUCAGCUGUGUUGCUGGUCUGAUCUUUCUCUAGUUGGCAAGGAAGAUCGAGUUCGAUCAGAGCCAUCUGUGGGUGGAAAUCAGGUACAUGUAAAUAUAUACCAUUACCAUUUAAGGAGGCAUAAUGCAUUAGACAAAUUCAGCAUGUUAUGUUGUGUCCAGUGUUCAAAGUUCUUUGUGUGGUUUUGGAACAGAAAUGCAGGUCCAUAAAUACCA
Brachypodium distachyon (stiff brome) is the source of this 2338-nucleotide messenger RNA. RefSeq lists its product as uncharacterized. The transcript has a single exon. Lineage: Eukaryota; Viridiplantae; Streptophyta; Magnoliopsida; Poales; Poaceae. The coding region runs from base 187 to 1950 and encodes 587 amino acids. The record is from RefSeq and is a predicted model, not a curated record.